AUGAGCGAAAAACCCAAAGAACCCGCACCCGGAGACGGAAUCCGGUCCAUGCGUUCUACGAACGUUUUCCGAGCCAUUAAUUUCGAACUGUACGCUAAACCUAAUGUCGUUGUAAUGGGAAUCGGACUCGUUUGCCUUGGUAUUACGUUCGGCUACAUUGCCUACAUGCGGUCAAAGUACGAAGGUUUAGGAUACUACACAGCAGUGCAGGAAGAUGGAAAGGAAGUGUUUGUAAAGCGGAAAUCCAAAUGGGAAUAA
Anopheles marshallii is the source of this 258-nucleotide messenger RNA. RefSeq names its product small integral membrane protein 8. The coding region runs from base 1 to 258 and encodes 85 amino acids. NCBI's taxonomy places the organism in Eukaryota, Metazoa, Arthropoda, Insecta, Diptera, Culicidae. The record is from RefSeq and is a predicted model, not a curated record. The transcript has 2 exons.